GGUGACUAAACGAGAGAGUGAUGAGGCGUAGUGCGAUCCAGAUACUCCUGUGUGCUGAGCUCAGUGGCCCAGGGCGAGCUGGCGUCAAUGGUCCGGUGAGCUGACCCCAGUGAGCGGGCGUGUUGGCCUCAGUGACCCAGAGCGCUGACCUCGGCGCUCGCGGCUCGUUCGGUGUCGGCUGAGCAAUCUCGCUGCCUCUCAGUGAUCGGCGUCGUCGUCCUCUCGUUAACCGUUAUCGCUCAGGGGCGACGCAGACCGACACGGACGACUGUCUUGUUUUCCUGACCUUGCAUGAGCUCGUAUUCCGGUCAGAGAUGGUCCCCCGGUCCGCCGUUACGGUCAGUAAUGGUCUACUGAUGGUCCUCUGGACCCGGUCAGUGAUGGUCUACUGUUGGUCCUUUGGACCCGGUCAGUGACUACCCCCGCUGGUUCCUGUCCCGCCGCGACGGACCCAUUGUUUUUGUUCCACAUUGUUAUUGGGGUGGGCGCCGCUCUCUAUGCGUAUGACUCAGUAGCUCAAGCUUGGUAUUCUACCCACACAUUGUCAGUAAAGGCAGCUGGCGGCCUGGCCGACCGGCACGCGACAUUGCUAUCCUCUAUACCUCCGCCGUAUUUUCGGCCGGGAGCGUCCGCGGUGGCGCAACAUUCCACAUGACUGAGGCCCAACCAGCGAGAUAUGUUAACGAUAUGGCGUAUUAUAACUGUGUGCUUUCAUUGUGUAAUCUGAUUAUAUACCAUGCUGGGGAAACAAGUGUCAAUAAAGCCCUUGUACCGGACUCCUUACUGCCUGUUCACGAGGAGCCAAUGUUGAACCAAUGUUUUCUGGUUGUGUUUGACCCAGCUGGAGAGUACGUUGCACCGUGCUCGUCUGGUCACGCUCUGAUUAGUCAAGGCCCACUUUUUUUGUUUAAAUCAAAGAUGCAACUUGAAGAAUGCCGCUUCCCAUAGAUGUGUAGAUAUUUUCACAAAGUGAACCCAAACUACAAGGGGCAAUAAGCUCUGGAUUGACAAGCAACACCGAGUUUAUCCCAAUCGCACUGUGACUGGUGCCGCCUUCAACCUCGUGGCAUUCAAAGCUUCGGCCUCAUCGGCGUAUGACACCUCUUCACAGGAUGCCCCCGCUGCGUCCGGUGCGCUCCCUGGAGGAGCUGACGUCCGACUGGCUGGCCGACCAGCUGUGGCAGCUGGGAGCCGACGGGCGACCCCCGGAGCCGGCGCUGGCGCUCUGCUCCCACCUGCAGCGGCACCUGGCGCCGCCCCUGCAGCGGCAGCUGGCGCAGAGACUGGAGCGCCGCUGCGGCAGCCGGCCGGCCGGGCCGCUGCUAGCCGCUCUCGGCUACCUGCUGGGCGGCCGGCGGCUCCAGCUGCGGCUGCAGGAUCUCGGGGCCGUCAGUCAGCUCAGUACCGGCGCCCCGCCGCCGUCCGGAGGACCCCGCGCGCUGGCGGUGCGCUCCGAGAACCCUCUCUGGGAUGAGCAGGAGGUGGCUGAGCACGCGCCGGCUCUGGCGCGGGUGCUGACCGAUUUCACUCAGCUGGUCAGCCUGGAGCUGACCAACCACUGUACCAACACGGUGCUGGCCGUGGUGGGACGCUGCUGCCGCCGGCUGGUCAAACUGCACGUCGAGCUGUCCAUGGCGGAUAACGAGGGCGUCCGCCUGCUGCUUGGACUGCCAGAUAGCAUGGAACAGUGCCUUCAGAUGUGCCGCCGCGGCACUCCUCUAUCCCCCACUCAGAUGGACACGCUGAGGGAAGUCUGCUUCGAGAGCACCAUGGUGGGCACCCACGGCUACAUACUGCUGCUGCAGGCGCUGCCCAAGAUGCACGUCUGUCGCGUCACAGAGGUGGACAUUGCCGACGUCAUUGACGGCAUCUACGGCGCCGACCCGUCCACGUGGCGGCCCAUGGUGCCUUGCUACUCACUGCGCCGACUCGAGUGUCGGUACCAGCUGCAGGCGCAGCACGCCGAGUGCCUGGCACGCUGCUGCCGCCAUCUGCAGCACCUCUGCCUCAGGGGACGACACUCGGCCCGCAAUGACCUCAUGAUGCUCCACUGGUUCACCAGUCUGUCCGACCUCACGUCACUGGAGCUGAUCGAUGUCCACCCGGCGGCUCUGCUCGAGUUCCUGGACAUCGCCGGCCGCCGGCUCAGCUCCCUCCACCUCGUGGAGACCUCGCGCGCCUCCGCCAGUCUGUUCUCGGACCAGGCGCGCCACCUGUUCCCCUCCCUCCGCCUCUGCCUCGGUCUGAGCUCGCUCCGACUGACCCUGGCCGCCGACGUGACGCCGGUGUCGCCACCUCCAACGCAGAGGGCGCUGCCGUCGCUGGUGCGGCUCGGUAUAGAGGGCGCUCGUGCGCCGGAGGUGACCCGGUUGCUGAGCGCCUCAGCGCCGCGUCUUCAGGAGCUGGAGCUGGAGGGGCUGGCCGGAGGGCUGACGGACGAGGCCGUCCAGUCGGUACUGGCUGAUGGAGGACUCCGUGAGCUGAGGCGUCUGCAGCUGACCGACUGUGAGAUGACGGAGGCUGGGGUGGAGUCGCUCCUCACCGAGUGUCCCCUGCUGCACUGCAUCUCCGGACUGGGGGAGGGACUGGCCACCCAGCUCCGGUGCAGAGCUAGCGAGAACAACUGGAACCUGGACCUGAGCUGAGCUGGGGAAGCCUGAACCGGCUGAAAGGAGCCAGUAUGAGCUGGCUUACCUGUUCUCGCUGAGCUGAGCUGAGCUAAACUGAGCUUAGUGCCGUGUGGGAUGGCUGGGCUAAGCCGAGUUGAGCUAAACGGAGGUGAGGUGAGCUGAGUUAGAGUUUUACUCAGCUGAGCUGAGCUGAGUGUGGAUGGGCUGGGCGGAGAUGAUUUGAGCUAAAGUGAGCUGAGCUGAGCUGAGUUUUAUACUCAGCUGAGCUGAGUCGAGCUACACGUUUAAGGAUGGAGAAUCCUUGGUUGGGUUAGUGAUCAUCCAUUGAGAUGAAUUAGCGAAGUUGGCCGUUUGUCCUAGUUUCAUGUGUGUGAAUGUGGUCCGUAUUGCAUCGAACCUGUUUUCGGCCAAAGGCGUGACCCUUAUGGAAACUCGUGGUUAGUGGGGGAGUAUGUUUAUACUCCUGGGGGAGUAUUUUUAUACUCUGCCGUCACAGCGGUACCGGGAAAUUCACACUGUGAUAGAUCCGAUAUAUAUCAUAUCGCCCGGAUAGUGUGUAGUUGUACGGCAGCUGCCAGCGGGAAUGCUUACGUGAAUGGUAUAAUGGUUUAAUGUGGCUAGUCGGAUGUGGCUCACCCGCCCCCUCAUAGCUCAUUAAGCACAUAUCUGGGCUUAAUAUGGUCCCUGGAUAAUAUUUAUCGCCCGCUUUUUAUUCGUGGGCAAGGAAUGAUGGAGUAUGCUGCUUCAUCGAAUGGUGAUACUUCAUCGAAUGUCGCCAAGGUAUGUUCCUGUGUUGUUUGAUCGAUGGUUUAACGUACUCCAAUGCAUUCUGCCAUUGGAUAGUGAACUGCUGCCUGUUAUGGUUUAGUUUAUUGGUUAACCGCUGAAAUAUACAGAAUUGCACCACAA
Messenger RNA from Amphibalanus amphitrite, 3539 nucleotides. Its product is annotated as UV radiation resistance-associated gene protein-like. Bases 1095 to 2645 code for a protein of 516 amino acids. The transcript has 6 exons. Gene Ontology annotation, cellular component: endosome; lytic vacuole. The record is from RefSeq and is a predicted model, not a curated record. Lineage: Eukaryota; Metazoa; Arthropoda; Thecostraca; Balanomorpha; Balanidae. Gene Ontology annotation, molecular function: SNARE binding. Gene Ontology annotation, biological process: SNARE complex assembly.